Eriocheir sinensis (Chinese mitten crab) is the source of this 834-nucleotide messenger RNA. Its product is annotated as serine/threonine-protein kinase fray2-like. The transcript has 4 exons. The coding region runs from base 73 to 834 and encodes 253 amino acids. NCBI's taxonomy places the organism in Eukaryota, Metazoa, Arthropoda, Malacostraca, Decapoda, Varunidae. The record is from RefSeq and is a predicted model, not a curated record.
GUGUGUGUGUGUGUGUGUGUGCCGCGGCCCAGCGUGCACGACAGCGGCGGCAGGCAGCACCACGCCGCCACCAUGACGCGGGACAGCAGACGCCGAAGGUCACGGACACGGUCUAGGAGCCUAGAGCGUCGGCGCUCCAGGGAGAGAGACCGUGACAGAGGCAGAUCACGACGGUCCCGCUCCAGAGAUCGUGACAGGGACCGUGACCGCGACCGCGACCGUGACCGUGACCGGCACAGGUCUAGAAGUAGGGACCGCAGAAGGUCAAGGUCACGUGACAGGCGUUCCAGAUCAAGGUCACGAGACAGAGACAGGGACAGAGACAGGAAGAGGAGCAGGAGCAGGUCAAGGGACAGAGACAGAAAAAGGAGUCGAAGUAGGUCAAGGGACAGGGACAGAGACAGAGACAAAGACAGAGACAGAAAAAGAAGCAAGAAGAGCCGCACUCCAUCCCCUCCCAAGGUGAAGCUCCUUCUCAACCCUCCGAAGCCUCAAGAGCCCGUCCCCGUAGCACCCAAGGAAGAAGAGGAGGUGCCGCUGGACUUUGACCCAUCAAAAGUAGAUAAGGAAGAAACAGAAAAACGCCUUGAAGCUGAAAUGCAAAAGAGGAGGGAAAGGAUUGAGAAAUGGCGAGCUGAGAAAAAGAAGAGGGAGUUGGAGGCAGCAAAGAAGGAGGCAGAGAGAGGGACUCUGGGAGCCAAUGUUCCUAAAGUGUCCAUUAAGGCAUGGAGUCUUGAGGAUGAUGAAGAAGAGGAAGAGGGAGAAAACAAGGAAGGAAAUGGGGAGGCAGAUGAGGUACUGAACAGGAUUGCUUACUUAUUGUAUUUUAAUUAA